Messenger RNA from Mya arenaria, 3336 nucleotides. RefSeq names its product glutamate receptor 2-like. Gene Ontology annotation, molecular function: transmitter-gated monoatomic ion channel activity involved in regulation of postsynaptic membrane potential; glutamate-gated receptor activity. The transcript has 20 exons. The coding region runs from base 249 to 3074 and encodes 941 amino acids. Gene Ontology annotation, cellular component: postsynaptic membrane; plasma membrane. NCBI's taxonomy places the organism in Eukaryota, Metazoa, Mollusca, Bivalvia, Myida, Myidae. The record is from RefSeq and is a predicted model, not a curated record. Gene Ontology annotation, biological process: monoatomic ion transport; synaptic transmission, glutamatergic; modulation of chemical synaptic transmission.
GAUCAUUAGAGUAAGUGACAUUGCGCUACGAGGAUAUUGCCUUGGUCGUGGCGGAGGCAUCACGCAUUACUCUCCAUCUCUCUCGAUUUUAUGUAAUUGAAAAUUUAAGAGUGCAUGGUUCAGUGCGUUGUGCUUUAAUAGAAUUUGAACUUAAUUUUACAAGAAUUACUGGAAGCGCUCAGUGUGUCGGAUUUUAUUGCCGGAAGAACUAGUGCCAUUAAUUGUUGACGUAUUAAUAUUACCACAAUAUGUAUUCGUUCAAACUACUGAAUGUCUCCCUGGCGUUCGUGCUUUGUUGGAAGUGUGCGUAUUUAUAUCAAGGAAGGAUUCCCUUAGGUGCCAUAUUUGACUGGGAUGACAAGGAGGCGAAAACCGGGUUCCUCUCCGCCAUUUCCUACUUUAACAAACGUAAAGAAGAAACGUUCCAACUCUCUGCCGUUGUUGACGUCAUUGACGUCAGUGAUAGCUACAACCUCGCUACAUCAAUUUGCUCACACAUGGAGACGGGCGUGUUUAUGUUGUUUGGUGGUCGGCGAUUUGAGUCGAGCAGCAUCAUCGAGGCGUACUCGCAGACGUUCCACAUUCCGUAUGUAUCUCCAAGCUUCGCGGAUAACGUUGGGCGACACCUGCCCUCCUACCAGCUCCACAUGCGGCCCUCCCAUACGCGCGCUCUUGUCGACGUCAUUGAACACUUUGGGUGGAGGAAUUUUCAUUAUGUGUACGAUUCAGACGAAGGUCUGUACCGAAUACAAGAAAUAAUUCGCACGUUCGAGAGUAAACGGUACAAGGCGACGGUGCGCAUGCGCCGGUUGGUUGACGUAUACAAUGCGCACGAGGAGUUGCGCGCGCUGGAUAAGCUCGGGGAAGCGGAAAACCACACAGAUCGCCUUAUCCUCCUCGACCUAUCGCGGGAGGAACACUAUCACAGUGUUCUCAAACAGAUACGAGAGGUUGGGAUGAAUAAACACGGUUAUUGUUACGUCUUAGGAACGAUGGACUUUCUAUCUCUGGAGAUGGGUCGGUACCAGCAUGGUGGUGUGAACAUAACAGGGUUCCAGUUGGUUAACUACUCUUCACCCUUUGUCCAGAAGUUCCUAGGCCUAUGGAGCGAGCUUGACCCCCACAUCUGGCCCGGUGCAGGAGACAACAGCAUACAUAUUGAUGCCGCCCUCGCUGUUGACGCCAUCACCGUGAUCCAGAAAACCCUUUCCCAACUAAUCGAGAACUCCUCCAAUGUGUUUAAGCAUACGUUUCGACGCGGGAUGGUGUACAACUAUAACCAGUCACGUGGUGUACCAUGUGACGCCGAUCCUCCAAUCCCCUGGAUGCACGGCGCAGCACUAAUGGAUGGAAUUAGAAACCUUCAUUUCAGCGGGGUUACUGGAAAUAUUGAGUUUGACGAAUAUGGAUUUAGGAAGAACUACAAGUUUGAUGUUUACAACGUGGGACUGAACAAUGGGCCAAACAAGAUCGGGGAGUGGUCGACCCGGGGAGGCGUGUACACUGACGGGGAAGAGUUUAGCAGGGUAACUAACACCUCGCACGAGGGGAAAGUUUAUGUCGUCACUUCCGUACUGGAGGCGCCAUUCUUGAUGUUAACUAAGGGUACAAGGUCUGACGGCAAGCCAUUCGUCGGCAAUGAGAGGUACGAAGGUUACUGUGGCGAGCUAACAAAGCGUGUAUUUGAAUACCUGGGAAAGUCCUACCGCUUGAAAAUAGUAGAAGACGGCUUGUACGGCCAGAAAGUCAGGGGAAGUAAUAACGAAACCACCUGGAACGGCAUGAUUGGAGAAAUACUUCAUGGGAAAGCCGAACUGGCCGUCGCCCCGCUGACGAUAACCAGCGACCGUGAGGAGACGGUAGACUUCUCCAAGCCUUUCAUGGACGUCGGAAUCUCAAUCAUGAUCAAGAAACCAGAGAUAGUCAAACCUGGAGUCUUCUCCUUUAUGCAACCAUUCACACUUGGGCUUUGGCUCUGCCUUGUGUUCGGCUAUAUUUCAGUUGGUCUUGGGAUUUUCUUAGUCAGUCGCUACAGCCAUGGUGAAUGGAAGCGGAACCGUUAUAAUGGCAAACUUGAGUAUAACAAAUUCAAUCUCGCCAAUUCUCUGUGGUUUGCGAUGGGUUCCAUGAUGCUCCAGGGCAGUGACGACGCAUGUCCAAGGUCAGCUCCUGGGCGGAUCAUCGGCGGAGCGUGGUGGUUCGCGGUAUUGAUCACAAUCUCAUCAUACACGGCGAACCUGGCCGCCUUUCUCACCAUAGAAAAGCUCCUUACGCCCAUAGAAUCUGCUGAUGACCUGGUAAAACAGACAGACAUAGCAUACGGCACUCUAGCCUCCGGCUCCACGCAGGAAUACUUUAUGACUUCCAACGUACAGACUUACAAAACGAUGUGGUAUUACAUGGAAUCUGCAAACCCUUCAGUCUUUGUCAAAAGUAUGGAAGAAGGUAUAAAACGGGUCCGGGACUCGAAGGGGAAAUAUGCGUUUCUACUCGAGUCGGUAUAUAACGAAUAUGCCAACAACCAGAAGCCUUGUAACACAAUGAAGGUCGGACAUAACCUCAACUCAAACCACUACGGCAUAGCCACUCGAAAAUAUCUUUCCCUCAGGGACGACAUCACAUUGUGUGUGUUGAAGCUGACGGAGGACGGGGUCCUUGAGAAGAUUAAGAAGAACUGGUGGGUGGACAAGGGUGAAUGUGGGUUCGCCGCCGGAAAUAGGGAGUCCAAAAAGAAGAGCCUGUCCCUCAGUAACGUGGCAGGCAUCUAUUUCAUCCUGAUUGGAGGUCUAGUGUUCGCCAUAAUCAUCGGCGUCUGCGAGUUCCUCUACAUUAAAUCUAAGCCGGGAGGUGUUCCAUCAGCAGUCCGAAAUCUGAUGGUUUACAUGAUGCCUGGUGUAGACUCACCGGACCAAACAGACGACACCACAGACAGCCAGAUAAAUCACAAGCUACAGACGAAUGGACCUGCCUCACCCGCCAACGGAAAUGCCCAAACCGUGAACUAUUUCAGCUAUGAGCCAACGUUCAGCCCACCAACUAUCUCAGUAGACCUGGACGCAAAUACGUCUGUCUGAAAAUGUCCUCUCAUUUCCAUGGUGCUAACCGAAAUCUCUCACGUGGCAUGAGGUGUCUGCGUGCUUGCCUCCCAAUGGCAAGCAAACUGUUUCUGCACGGUAGCCUGUACUGUAUCGCAGAAUAAUUGGCAGCCAAGAGCGUGUGUAUAUGGUGAUUCUGAGCUUGCUGUAGUGAAACAGAUAAAAUGAGGAACAUUAUGUUUUGCAAUAUUGUAACAAGAGAAUGGUGUGACAUUCUUUUACACAUACUUGUUAGCAUUCC